AUGGCUGAACCUGGCCGGCCCAACCACCCCACCUCGUCGUCCUUCUCCUCGCUACAGGAGCGAGGGGGAUCGUGGCGCCCAUCCGGCCACCGACCGACGCCGUGUCGAUCAUCGGCCGACGUCGCCCCCCUAUUUAGCCGAUGCCUCUCCCCCGGCGCAAACCCUAGCUACUCUUUCCCCGCUCCUCAGAUCCGCCCCUCGGCCUCGUUCGCCAUCACCGCCUUCUGCCCGAGGCCGCCCGACGCCGUCGUCGCCAUGACCACCGACGCCCGUGCGCUCUCCGCCCUUCCCGCCACCUAUGAGGUCGUCCGCCAGCUCCGCUGGGUACCGCUGCUUCGCCUACGACCAGAGGAUCGAGCCGGAGCGCCCCAUCAUCGCCCUGCUGGUCCUGCUGCGCUGCACUGCUGCCGCGACGCUGCAGCCAUCCGCCACCGCGUCCCCGGCCGCACCGAUGUGCCGCCCACGCCGGCCCACGCCGUCACCCCUGCUGUUGCUGCAGCCCGACCGCGACCCUCCCCCGCCUCGCCUGGCCUCACCGCGUCGCGCACGCCCGCCAUACCCCAUGCACGCGCGCCCGUGCGAGGCUGCGGCUCCGCUGCGGCGCUGACUGCCCGCCGCUCGUGGCUCCGGCUAGCCGCGCCGGACCCUACCCCAUGCCCGCGCGGCGCCCGGGCUCCAUCCCCGCUCGCCAGCACCGCCGCCUCCCGUUGUUGCCGUGCCUGCGCCGCGCCUGUUGCGCCCCGCCGCUCGCUGCCUAGCCGCACGCCCGCCAGCGCCCCGCCGUGGUCGUGGCCGUCGCUCGGUUCCACCCCGACGGGCGCUCCCGCAAGCGCCCAGACGGGCUGGCGCCCGUGGCCCCAUUAG
Messenger RNA from Aegilops tauschii subsp. strangulata, 864 nucleotides. The record is from RefSeq and is a predicted model, not a curated record. Lineage: Eukaryota; Viridiplantae; Streptophyta; Magnoliopsida; Poales; Poaceae.